AGUUGUUUCAGUGGUUUCAGUUCCUAUGUGGUACCAGCUCCUCCGACGCGAUUGCAGUAUUUCAAGGAGCCCACGACAGCAUCAUUUGUAGAGGCGGAAGGGAAUGGAUGCGUUGAGGGACUUGCCACCACUCCCCAAAAGCCUGAGCGGCCUCAUCAACUUCAACAGCAGUCAGUGGCGUGAGGUGGAACGUGUCCACCUCAUGCGCACCAUGAUUCAGCAGGAUCUGAGCAGGGCGGCCCCCGUCGCACCAGCGCGGAGUAGCAGCGCCAGCCGAGCGUCAGCGUCUCGGCAGCGAUCGCCGCAGGCCGAGUCGUUGCACAGCUCGCUUGGCAACAGCCGCGUCGCCGGUGGGGCUAGCAAAGACACGCACAACACGUGGUCAGGCCGUUCGUCGAGACUCGACGCACAGCUGGCUGUCCUACGAAAGGAGAUGGUGGGACUUCGUCAGCUGGACAUGUCGCUGCUAUGCCAGCUGUGGUCGCUCAACGAAUCCAUCCAGGAGUACAAGCAGGCACUCCAGGACAGAUCGCCGUCCUGGGACCCCAGCCAAGAGGAACUGCUGAGUCAGCUGAACGGGGCGUCACCGGCCAGCAUCGCCGCCUUUGACCUCGCCCCCAUCCCGCCACCCACGGUGCGGCACCAGCGUUCCAGCAGCGAGGGCUCCACGCCGCGCCGCUACGACGCCCGACACCCGCCGCGAAACCUCAUGGCCGUGCCGGAGAGGACACUAGCCAUCGACAGCUCAUCUGGCUCCAGCGGCGAGUACGACGACGUUCUAUGAAUCGAGCAACCGUCGCUGUAAAUGUGUUAGAUGUGGGCUCUGGUGACCGCGGGUAUGUAGGUAGUGCGGCUUGUUGGACUGAAAGAGGUGCUGAGAUGGUAUUGCGAGAUUGUUGACAACUCAGGCAGUAGGGUGAACGCAUGUCACUUUUGGAGCAACAUGUUAGCAUCGCAGUUCAAGUAAGCAUUGUGAAACUAAGCUAAGAUUUUUGAACUUUUGCUAUUGGGUACUUUUUAAACCUUCGCGGUCCGAAAGCUUUACCCACCUUCCAUCCGUUCUGGUCCAGAACUAAAGAAAUCAAAGCUCAAGUAAAAGAAGUUUAUGUAGUCAUUGAGAGAUGGCACAUAAUGCAUUGAGAAAAUGUAUGCUUGAAUCAACCACGAAAGAACUUGUCGAGCAGUGCCCAAACACGAACCACUGCGGCCUUGUUGCGUUAGUCGGGAGGGGCCUGACAACGGACCGCAAAGGGUUAAAACCUCUCAGACCUGAUGAAGUGUCCGGCACAUUUCCAUCUUCGUCGUCUUGUCUGAAUCUUGAUGCAGUCUAACUUCAGAGAAUUCGGCGAUCCUGCUGAAGAGGAAACAAUGGAAACCUGCUCAGCAGCAACAUACAGUCGAACUCGGAUAUAUCGAAUCUAAGGACAUCACAAAAAACUUCUAUAUAUAGCUAAUUUGAUAUAUCAAAAAUAUAUUCAAUGGGAUUUUACAACUGUUCGAUAUACACACUAAUAUGUGGGUUCGAUACAUGCGAGUUUGACUGUAAUCACAAGUGCUGCAGGUUUUGCUAAAGUCAUUGAGAUGUCGAGACAGUCAGUGGCCAUAUUUUACUUGGGUUAUUCUGGAAUUCUGUUCACAUCUUAUCAUCGAUCGUGCCAUGCGACCGAUGCUGCCAGUGGUUGAACGCUGGCUCACACGUCAGCCUAUUAUUAAGGGCAGAAAUAAUGCAGGAACAAUCUUAGGCAAGUCUCUAUGUAGCAUUCCUUCAUGCAUGCUUCAGGGUACGAAUGAAAAUUUAAAUACACCACUUAUUAACUAAGGUCACACGCACACAAAAAAAAACAGCUAUCACAAUUUGCUGUGUGCGUUGGUCAGUUCAAAUGAACAAGAUCAAACUUUGGGGCGUCACGAUCAUGACCAUGUACAGGCACAUCAUAUUGCACGGUGUCAGUGCCGAGAUAUUUUAUGUCACGUCUUGUGUAACUGUAGUAGACUGUGACAAAAAAAAGGCAGUUAUGAGGACUCCUCAUAAUAAAUAUUCUUGUAUGUUGUUACUUCACCUGUUCCGCAUCAACAAAUGAUGAAAUUUCAAGCUCAACAUCGCACGUACGACGCAUGUAACAGCUAAUUCCUGCAGAACAUGCUAUUCAGACUGGUUCGCAGACGUGUUAAGCAAGCACGCUGAUGACAUCCGUGAAAAAGUGCUCACUAAAAUCACGUCUGAAAUGAAAACCCCGUUUGCAGGCACGAACAGUGACAGUGCAUUUACAUAUGCAUGGAACUCAGCUAUGCUCAUGUUACUGGUUUAGUUAAUGACAGUUGUAAAAGUGUCAUUGUGACAUGAGGAAAAUUGGUAUCCCUUUUUAAUGAAUGUCUUGUCAUAGUGUUGGCAGGUGCAUGGGGUUUAAAGGGCAGCUAUUUUGCAUAAAUUUGCACAAGGCAGCUCAGAAGUGUGCGAAGGCAUUGUAGCUUCAAACAUGUAUUGUUUUAUCAGAAGAACGAUUCCUUAAAAUGAUAAAAGAACUCAAUGGUUUAGCACAGUAAGGGAACACUUAAUUGCGUCCAUCUCAUCGGGCAAUCCAGCCAUGGCACAUUGAAAUUUUAUCUACAGGGAUUGAAUCAAAAUGUGGCUGUUGUGCCUUUUAAUUUCCUUUGCUGAUGAACACGUUCAAAAAAGAAUCCAUCACGUCCUGAUCUAAAUUUACGUAGCAAACUUAGACAACGGUCGGGCUUCUCCAGAAACUAGUGUAUUAGGCGCAGUCUCUGAAGCUUACACCACCUGGCACGAGCAUUCCAAGUACUGAUGAGAACUUGCAAAGAACAUGGCUUUCAUAACGACAAAUUAUGGAAAACGGCUGCACUUGCUCUUUAGAGGUACAGGGUACAAGAAAAGGAACAAUUAAUAUAUGAACAAUAAAGGUGCAAGCUAAAAUUUUGAUAUCGCUUAGUGAUGUUCGUUUUCACUUGUACUACACUUUCACUUCAUUCGAAACACAAAAACGUUUAACUUCUCUGCAACACAAAGCAGGCAUUUGCUGCACGUUUGCACAAACUGUGCACUGAAAAAUUGACUGCGUUGGUUCACUGUUGCAAAGCAGUGUCAGCUAUGAAAAAUGGCAUAAUGGAGGGCUGUUGAUAAAUUUUGACCAACUCAGGUUCUGCCCCCUAAGCAAGGUACACGAGCUUUUUUACAUUCUUCUCUGAUCAAAAUGUGGCAGCUGCAGCGGGGAAUCGAACCUGCAACCUUUUUUGCUGCGCAGUAGAGUGCUGUAGCUGUAGAACCAGCAACUGUGGCAGCUGUUAGGCCUCUGGCUCAAGAGCACGGUAAAAAAAGAAAAAUGUUUAUUUAAAUUGCGGGAUAUUAGAUGAUAGAGCCACAGUAUGAUUAUGAAGCAUGUCAUAGAAAUCUAAAUACACGAGUGUUUGGGAUUUCACCCCUAUCGAAAUGCAGCAACCGUGGCCGAAAAUUGAACUCACGUCUUCAAGUUUAGCAUCGCCAUAGCUUAGUCGUUAGGUAACCAUGGCGGGUUGGAUGCUGCAUACGCAUAUUUCAUCAUUCUGGCUACAGUUUUUAUAUACUCUAAUAAGCCACUCAUACAAUGCUGAGUGAUAUUGUUGCCACCCCCCCCCCCUCACUCACCUCAUCUUUUCUUUCAGAAAUUGCUUAUCUCGGCACUUAAGUUUGGAGUGCUUCUCAAAUAUACAAGAACACUGCAUAAGCAUUGUCUUUUUCAUUAUGUGUGCUAGAGAUGAUAAGCGCACAUGAUGGUUGAUGCACAUUUCUGAUAGGGGCACACGUUAUCUGGAAUGGGGCGCCCUGUUUAAUUGUGUGCAACAUGAAACAGUGCAUUGUUUGAAGUGUUUUUUUUAACCCUGUAUGUGUGCAAUCAAAAUGCAUCCUGUACCCUUGUAAUGUUGGGGCUCAUCGGCUCAUUAAGGUUCUCCUAACAAAUGUCUUGUGUCUGCUUGAAGGUGUGACGCUAUCUGUGACUAAGGUUGUUGUGUUUGUGAUGCGUCUUUUGGAGUUUCUCCUUUUCUCUCGAGGAUUUGCACGGAAGCUGUUGUGUUAAGGUGCUAAAAUAAAUAAAUAAAUAAUUAAAAUAAGUAACUUUGACAUAGCUGGCAUAGCUUUAUGGUUCAUUUUCAGUUUUGAGGUGCGUUGGAUUCACUAGUUUUUGUGAAGUGAAAGCUGAGAUGUGUAUUAGCACUUGAGCACAGAUUCAACGUGCAAAUGAUUCUCUGUUUGUUUUAAUUCUAAAGUAUUUAUGAAACAUAAAAAUUGCCUUGCUUUCAGCAGGUCAUAUCUUACUGCUGAGCAAGUUCUAAGGUUGCUCCCAUGGGAAAAGCUUAUUAUUUUUACCUUAACCUAGGGUCUGCCUCUGACAUACAUUUGAAUUCCAUUCCAUAAUCAGUCUUCAAAAAGCACAGCAACAAAUGUGUGUAUUACACCCACGUGGAAUGGGCCACCUGUCCAUACUGCCUGCCUAUCAAUGCUUUGAGCAGUUGCAAUAAUAUAACAACACCGAACAACAUUUCACUCCGUCACAUUCCUGUCUUUUUGGAGUUAGCUGGUGAAACGUUGUCUUGUUUACCGUUCCAGAGAUUCUACUCAACCAGGGCUGCUAGUAGGGACACUCUAAAAUCCUGCCCUACUGUCAUAUUUCGUAAUGACGCCGUUUUAAGCCAAUCAGAGAGGCCUUCGCAAUCAUCUGGGCCAGUCAGAGUUAACAAGAUGGCGAAGAUGACAACAUGGCAGAAUUCGACAGCGCCAAUAUUAGCACCCCUGUUCUUUUAAACGCACAUAUUUACCUGCGUCACUCACAUGGUUUAUUCAGAAAGAACUAAAAACUUUUGUAGCCGUUAGUCUGCACAAAGACCGUGAAACUUUUUUUUUUUAGUAAAGAUCAACUAUACUCAGUUACAACCUAAAAAAAUGGCAACUCCACCCACAGAACUGCCGAGCCUGUACCUCAUUUGUGAAAGACAGUCAUGCUAGCUGGCCUCCGCUCAAGCCCUUAGUACUGUUUCGCAACUAAUGUAAAUACUACGCAUACAGAGAGUUAAAGGUUUGUUGUUACUACCUGAAACAUUACAUUUGGCUUAGCAGCGUUGUCAGAGUCCUUGACAAAAUUUACCAGGACUUUAAUGUUUCUGAACUAAAACCACCGACACAAACGUGGGUCUGUACGGGAAAGUCGACUAUCUGAAGCACUCCAGAAUGGCUAUUGGAUGAAGCAUUUAUGCAAUUUCUCUCUGUGGGAGGGAGAGUGAUGGCUGUGGGCGGAGCUUAAGUUGUAGCUGAGUAUGCCGUGAAUAAAAGUUCCGCGAUUGUUCAUACUGAGACUUCCAUAAGAGAUGCAAAAAAGAAUUACCUGUUGAUGUAGCUGUAUUCUGAACUUCCUUAUAUUUAUUGUCAGUUUAUUGCUAGUAAUUUUUAUUGCCAUUUUGUGCGAGUAGUAACUUGCGCAUCUUGGAGUUCUAGAAUAAAUGUCUCUGCAUGUUGCCAUUCCUUGAGGAGAGGGAGUUUUCGAGAGCCAUAUUUUUCUUGCCUCCAGACGACUGGUUGAAUAUGGUGUUCGGGGGGCACUUACUCAUUUUUAUUUUUACCGCUGUGCCACUACACGUUAGAUUUUGUUGCAUGAGGCAUGAACAAAGUCUUUGAAACUGCCAUCGUUUGAUUGUGCCAAUGGUGCUGGAGUGUGGCAGUACACUCUCGAAAACAGUUCGCACCUUUUGAGGAGUCUUUUUGUCCCACAGCAACAAUUGUCAUUUGGCUUGCUUUGAAACUCAACACAUACCAGUAUCUCAUCAAGUAUGCUAUAUCAUGCUUAUAGCAUGCACGCUGUUUGUGACCUGAAGAUACUGGGUGCAUGACGUCGGAGCAAGAUAGAUUUCUAUUGCUGUGCGGCAAAAAGAUGUCUUGACCAUCACACGAGACAUGCCAGAGAAAUAAUGGUUCAGCAAGUUGUGUGGGUGUGUAGGGGACUCCUACCGCUGCCAAACAUGUGCAUUUUCACGUUUAAUUGUAGAGGGAAAUUGCAGUUCCAUUCAUUGGAGGGAGGAUGCAAGUACAGUCACAAACAAUAUGAAGCGGAACACUGAAAUUGCAUUCAAGGUUUCAUAGUGGUUAAAUGCUGUUAGCAAACGCAAAAAUGUUCAUAACACCGAAUGUUCAUGUGGAGAGGUACAUCUUGCAAAUCAGUACAUCCGAUUCCUAUCUGCGUAUCACAGGUGUAGGUUCCUUAAACAUGGACUGGGUGUUCACAUUCAUAUUGUUCACAGCUGUACACACAAAGUGAUGAACAUGCUGAACUGUGCUUUAACAGCAAGAGCAGCUCUCAGGUUUUUCGUUUUUUUUUUUUUUUAAUUUUAUCUCUGUGCCAUUCACAAACUCAUUUUGACAUACUACUAACUAUCAGGUGCUGACUAUGUAUAUUUUUGUUUGUUUUACAUGUUAUUUUGUUUUGCACUUCAGAGCAGUAUUGUUCUACUAUCCUAGUAGUGAACUUCAGGCUACUGGCGUGUAUGUUGCAAACAUACCUUUUAAGUAUUGAGUUUAGAGACAAAUCGUGCCACAAUUUUUUUGUUUUCUGCAGCCUACACGCACAUGUUCGACCAAUGUAAUGUAUCGAAGCUCUUGAACUGAUGCCUUGGUCUCAAAAACUGUGGCUUUCAACUGUAUGUAGACAAUUUACCAAGUAUGAUGUUCCAUUUGUUGUAAAAGUUUGCAAAGUAACAAAGUGUUUUUACUAACUUAUGCAUCUUUUUAUUGAAUGUUGGCCACAUUGUAUUUGUAGUAUAAGCCCACGUGUGUCACUCUUAUGAAAUUUCUGGCACAUAUAUUGCUUUUAUUUAACUUAGGACAAUGGCAUCUGUUAAAAAAUAAUUUGAAUCUUUACACUUAUUUUGUGAAAGGAAACCAGGUUUUGUGAUCAGUAUUGUAUUUUAUAUUUUACUAGUUGUCUUUAAUGACCAUGUAUUAUUCCUCUGGCCAGGCUCAGAAGUUUGUGUAGCCUUACAUGUUGGUGUCUGUAUUUUUAUAUUCAUUAAGAAAUCUUUUAAUCCACGUCUGCUCACUUUAGAAGCAAACACAACUCGCUGCUUUAUUAUUCCUAAUUUCAUGUUCCUGUCAUUUAGUGUGUCGACAUGGUUUUAAUUUAAUUUUGACCAUAUUGAUUCUAGUCACCCAUUUGUGGUCAACUUGGCAGCAAUAUGGUAAAUUUAGAAGCUUGUUCGUUUUAUGUCCGUAUUUUGUGUACAACCCUUUAUUUCAUUCACGCUUUCAUUUAUGUACGCUGCUUAACAUUCCAUCUUUACCACACAAAUGAUGUAACGUUUAUUUUUUACAGUACACUUUCACAUUGUCUUGCCAAGCUGUUUAUAUGGAACUCAGUUGCAUAUACUGAUUGUGCUGCUAUAUGGAAGGAGUUCUUACGUUGACUCGAAUAGCGCUGUUUAAAUCUGUACUCGCGAAAGUUUUGCUGUAAAACAUCUUUACUUUCUGGUAAUGGCAGCUUAAGUCUUAAGAAGGAACCCUCAGCGUUUGAAUGCAUAAUUGUUUUACAAGUUCUGAACAGGCACGGCGGAUCUGUUUUUGCGUGUACUGUGUGUAUUCGUGAAUUUGAGAAAAUAAAGAAAAGAUCACGUUUUCAAUUGAAGCACCGAGCGCUGCGUUUUCGAUGACUGACGUCACGUGGCGAGGGAGAUUGCGCGAUGGUUGCGCGGGCGA
This is a messenger RNA of Rhipicephalus sanguineus (brown dog tick), 7729 nucleotides long. Its product is annotated as leucine repeat adapter protein 25. The record is from RefSeq and is a predicted model, not a curated record. The transcript is spliced from 3 exons. NCBI's taxonomy places the organism in Eukaryota, Metazoa, Arthropoda, Arachnida, Ixodida, Ixodidae. Bases 104 to 784 code for a protein of 226 amino acids.